Molecule: messenger RNA, 852 nt
Organism: Anopheles funestus (African malaria mosquito)
Lineage: Eukaryota; Metazoa; Arthropoda; Insecta; Diptera; Culicidae
Product: protein DPCD
Exons: 3
Coding region: 191-820 (209 amino acids)
Source: RefSeq, a predicted model, not a curated record
CGGGAAAGGAGGUGAAGAUGUUGCCAUGCAGUAUGAUUUGUAAACAAACCACCGCAUUCUCUUAUAAAAUCGAUUAACAGUGUGAAUUAAACUAUUCGCAAACAGCAGGCUAGGCAGUAACCGCGUGGCUCAAGAUUCUAGAUAAACAUAUAUUUUGUGAUUACUUUUGUGUCCCGAGACAUUAGACAUCAUGUCAUAUGAAAGUUGGCUGGGACUAAUUAAAGCAGCCAAUAAAUCGUCUAUCAUUCAGGGAAAAGUGCGAAAAGUCCACUAUCGAUUUCCAGAUGGUAGAGAAAUGGCUGAAGAAUACAGUACAGAUACUGGAGUGGUGUUAAGGCGCGCAUGGAAAAACAAGACAGCUUUAUUGCAGAAAGAAGAAUGGACAAUUGAACUGGGCGAUUCAAUACCUGUAGGGUUAAAGGAAAAUGAACUAAUGCUGAGAGAAUCGUGCUCUGAGCCAAUGCUAUCAAAAAGGGUUACACGAAACGCUCUCGAAUGGAGAAUCCGAAAUUUACCAUUUCCCAUUUCCAUCUACACAGUAACAUGUGAGGAAAAUGAUGGAACGAUAACUGUAAGAACUUCAAACAAGAAAUAUUUUAAGAAGAUAGAAGUUCCGGAAUUAAAACGGUGCAAUAUCUGUCCAAGUCAGGAAGGUUUAACUGUAGCUCAUAAAAAUUGUACCCUUAUAAUAACGUACAAAAAGCCAGCUAUUUUGUUGGACAUGGAAAGGGCUAUAUUAACCAUACUGCAAGAUGUAGAAACUGUUGAAUGUAACAACUACCAGUGUGAAGACAUCCUAAGUGAUCUUAUGAUACAAUAAAAGAUAAAUCUUAUGAUUGUAAUAACAAUGUA